Rhinocladiella mackenziei CBS 650.93 is the source of this 2286-nucleotide messenger RNA. RefSeq lists its product as uncharacterized. Gene Ontology annotation, biological process: L-tryptophan biosynthetic process. Gene Ontology annotation, cellular component: cytosol. The record is from RefSeq and is a predicted model, not a curated record. The coding region runs from base 1 to 2286 and encodes 761 amino acids. NCBI's taxonomy places the organism in Eukaryota, Fungi, Ascomycota, Eurotiomycetes, Chaetothyriales, Herpotrichiellaceae. The transcript has a single exon. Gene Ontology annotation, molecular function: anthranilate synthase activity; phosphoribosylanthranilate isomerase activity; indole-3-glycerol-phosphate synthase activity.
AUGGCGCCCUCUGCUCUCAUUGAUCAUUCUCCCUACCAGCCCACACCCGCCGAAAAACUGCCCUCCGCCAGCAAUCUCGUGCUCAUUGAUAAUUAUGACUCCUUCACCUGGAAUGUCUACCAAUACCUCGUUCUUGAGGGUGCUACCGUCACCGUAUACCGAAAUGACAAGGUGACUCUAGAAGAUCUGAUCGCCAAGAGUCCCACGCAGCUUGUUAUUAGCCCGGGUCCCGGUCAUCCAGACACCGACGCGGGGAUUAGCAAAGAUGCCAUCAAACACUUUGCGGGUAAGAUCCCCAUACUUGGCGUAUGCAUGGGACAACAAUGUAUUAUAUCUGUGUUUGGAGGCGAAGUCGACGUCACUGGGGAGAUCCUUCACGGCAAGACUUCGUCAUUGAGGCACGACGGGAAAGGAUGUUACACAACACUGGCUCAAGAUCUGCCCGUCACAAGAUACCAUUCUCUGGCGGGGACACAUCCUACUCUUCCUCCGUCGCUGGAGGUCUCUUCUUGGAUUGCCAAGGGACCUGACGGUGGCAAAGGAGUCAUCAUGGGUGUACGACACAAGGAAUAUGUCAUCGAAGGAGUCCAAUUUCACCCGGAAAGCAUCCUGACUGAGAAUGGGAGAGUCAUGUUUAAGAACUUCCUGAGAAUAUCCGGAGGGAAGUGGUCUGACCACCCACACCUUGUUUCUCCCGACAAGCAGUCCAGUGGAUUCCCAAAUGGAAAUCCAGCACCCCCAAAGGAAUCCAUCCUUGAAAAGAUCUAUGCACACCGGAGAAAAGCUGUCGCGGCACAAAAGCUCGUCCCAUCCCAGCGCCCUGAAGACCUCCAAGCUGCCUACGACCUUGGCCUUGCGCCUCCACAAAUUUCCUUCCCGAAACGACUCCGGCAAUCUCCCUAUCCUCUGGCGCUGUUGGCUGAAAUCAAGAGGGCGUCUCCGUCGAAAGGGAUCAUUUCACUUGGGGCAUGCGCCCCUGCCCAAGCUCGAAAAUAUGCCACGGCUGGAGCUAGCGUUAUUUCGGUUCUCACGGAACCCGAAUGGUUCAAAGGGAGCCUGGAAGAUAUGAGAGCUGUUCGACAGAGCCUCGACAGCAUGCCGAAUCGACCAGCGGUUUUACGGAAAGAGUUCAUCUUCGAAGAAUAUCAGAUUUUGGAAGCGCGACUGGCUGGUGCGGAUACCGUAUUGCUCAUUGUGAAAAUGCUGGACGUGGAAACGUUGACUCGACUCUACCACUACUCCCGAUCAUUGGGAAUGGAACCGUUGGUGGAAGUCAACACCGCAGAAGAAAUGAAGAUUGCCGUUGAUCUCGGAUCUCAAGUCAUCGGCGUGAACAAUCGCAAUCUUACGAAUUUUGAAGUCGAUCUUGGAACCACGAGUCGAUUGAUGGAUCUGGUACCCGAAUCUACUAUUGUUUGCGCAUUGAGCGGCAUAUUCGGCCCUCAAGAUGUCCAGGCCUACCGAAAGGAUGGUGUAAAAGCGAUCUUGGUUGGCGAAGCAUUGAUGAGAGCAUCAAACACGGUUGAUUUUAUCGCCCAACUUGUCGGAGACCCCGAUGUCGAGCCAAAGAAGAAAACUCAACCUCCGCUAUCAGUCAAGAUUUGCGGCACCAGGACUCCAGAAGGUGCCAAAGCAGCCAUCGAAAGUGGAGCGGACUCAGUCGGCAUAAUUUUGGCAUCCCAUCGAAAACGGUUUGUCUCAGAUGAAAUUGCCUUGCAAAUAGCAAAUGUCGUCAAAACGACACCGAAACCUUCGACUGCGACUGCUGAUCCUUCCGAUGUCGGUGCAUCAGAUUUUUUUGAUCACUCCUCCCGAAUUCUGGUGCGACCAGACCGUGCCCAACUAAUUGGCGUUUUUGUCGAUGCGCCGUUGGACCACAUUAUCGAGCAAAUAUAUAAACUCGGUCUUGAUGCCGUACAACUUCACGGCCUGGAGCCCAUUGAAUAUGCCCGGACGAUCCCCGUACCGGUCUUACGCAAAUUCUCUCCUUCCGACCCAGGAAUUUCUUCCCGUGGAUAUCAUGCCCUUCCGCUCUUGGACGCCGGGAUAGGAGGAACAGGCCAACAGUUAAAAAUGGAUGAUGUAAAGGCCCUCUUCGCAAAAGAUCCCCACAUAAAGGUGAUAUUGGCAGGGGGUCUUACGGCUGAGAACGUCAAUGGAAUAUUGCAUGACCUGGGGCCCUAUCGAAACAACAUUGCCGGGGUUGAUGUUAGCAGCGGUGUGGAGUCGGAUGGAAAGCAAGAUGCCUUUAAGAUUGCGGCGUUUGUCGAGGCUAUUAGGGGAUAA